Molecule: messenger RNA, 1273 nt
Organism: Cryptomeria japonica (Japanese cedar)
Lineage: Eukaryota; Viridiplantae; Streptophyta; Pinopsida; Cupressales; Cupressaceae
Product: indole-3-acetate O-methyltransferase 1-like
Exons: 4
Coding region: 338-1051 (237 amino acids)
Biological process (GO): methylation
Molecular function (GO): S-adenosylmethionine-dependent methyltransferase activity
Source: RefSeq, a predicted model, not a curated record
AGCUUGUUCAGAACAAAGCUCAGAAGCCAUCUUAAUGGAGGUGCUCAAUUCUCAAUCUCAAUCUCCAACUCAGUCUAAAUUGGCCCUGGAGAAUGUGCUUGGCAUGAAGGGCGGAGAUGGAGAUUCUAGUUAUGCCAACAAUUCUUUAUGUCAUUUAAAGAUGGUUCAAGCUUUGAAACCGAUUCUGGAGCGCAGCAUUCAUGAGAAUAUGAGAUAGAAGUUUAAUGGGGAAGGUAUAUUUAGGUUAGCAGAUUUCGGGUGUGGAACUGGGCGAAAUACACUUGUGGUAGCAGACACCAUUGUUAGAGCUCUGCAAUCCUCACUCGAGGAGCAGGAAAUGCCAGAACUCGAGGGUUAUUUCGCCGAUCUUCCCUCAAAUGAUUUCAAUAUGCUGUUUCGAACGUUGCCUCCGCCCCAACAAGGCUUUACCGACGCAGACGGUAAUGGUGUCUGUGAUAUAAAUCCCGUGGCCGCAAGAUCUUACUUUGUAGCGGCUGUGUGUGGAUCACAUUUCAAACGUCUCUUUCCACAGAAAAGCUUGCAUUUCUGUCAUUCUUCUGCCAGUCUCCACUGGAUUUCACAGGUGCCAGAGAGUGUUCAACAGAGGAGGUCUCCUCGUGUGUACGUUUCAAGUGAUUGCGAGGAGGCAGUGGGGGCUGCGUAUCUACACCAGUUCAACACAGACUUCACAGCAUUUCUAAAUACCCGAGCAAGAGAGAUGGUUGAUGGGGGAUCCUUGCUUAUAUCUCUGGUGGGUCGUAAUGCAGGCACCCAACUAACGGAGGAGCAAGGAAUAUUAGGAAAUAUUGCGGGCCACUUAGAAUAUGCAUUUGAGGAACUGGUCAAUGAGGGUAUUGUUGAAAAGGAAAAAUACAAAUCAUUCUAUAUACCUUGGUUUGGUCCAAGUUCAGAAGAGGUGGAGAGCAUUGUGAAAAGAGAGGGAUUGUUCGAAAUUGGGAAUAUGAGGGUGUUAGAAGGAAUUCCAAUGCAUCCAAUGACACAUUGGAAACAAGGAAAGGAGAAAAUAUUUGGAAGAUUUGUAGCAAACUAGUAUCGAGCACUAGUUGAGAAUAUCAUAGAAGCUCAUUUGGGAAGUGAGAGAUUGAUUGAUGAAUUCUUCUUAAGAAUUGCUAAAAGAGCUUCUAAUCAAUUUGAAGAGUAUGUCCCCAAAGAAAUAGAGUUGGUUGUUGCUCUUCUCAUUAAAAAUGGGGCACACAAUAACUCCUAUUAAAGAAGAGAUUUUGGUGUCCUCAAUCUCUUCAUUACUUUUAUG